AUGGAUAGACAAAAAAAUAUUACAGUAAAUAUUGAAUACAAUGUUUUAAGCGAAGAUCAGAAAAAGAUCAGGAAAAAGGAAGAUAAAGUGGUCGUCCGUGCUACUUAUGAAUACAAUUUUCAUGACUUGAUAAGUGAUGACACCGUCGAGGGAUUGCAUAUGUUGCAAGAUUACCGAAUACAUGUCACUUCUUCCGAAAAAAUAUCAAUUAUCGCCUAUGUAUUUGAUACCAAAUCUGCUGUUGAUUAUUUCUUAGUACAUCCUGUCGGAAUGGGAGGCGAUUAUUAUGCGUUCUCAUUACCUGGACGUAGCACCAUGACCUUAUAUUUUUUACCUCUUGGAGCAACAAAUGAAACAAUAUCGCAAAGUCAUUGUGUUCACAAUGUUUCAAUAACAGUGAGGCAAAACAAUAAAUCAGAGACUAUUAAGCAAAAUAUGAAGGCAGAUUCAUUAUGGCAGUACACGGCACCUGUAGAACAGGCGGUAUCGGUAUGGAUUCGUGAUCAAUUGAAUAAUCUCAAUGUUACAAAACGAGUAAGAUCAAAAGUGCGAACGACGUCGAAAGUGGAAAUAGCUCGAUUGAUCGUCAUAGCUUCGGUGCGAAAUAUUUCGAUAUCACGGAGCGAAAUAACAGAUUUUGGUUGUUUCAUGCCGACGCCGAUGAUUGUUGAUCGAUGUGCCAAACUGACUAAUCCCGUGUAUUAUCCAGCAAGUAAAGAUUUCGCAAAUAAUGUACUAUUAACACCGCCAUCUCCUCUAUGUCCACAAGAUAUAAUUGAUAUCAGGAGCACUAUGACAGAAGAAUCGAAGUCAUUAUCAGUGAAAUGGGAUAAAGGAGCGGAGCAAAUCAAUCUGGAGGACAAAAUUUCUAAGAAAACAUUUGCCAUCAUCUCAGGAACAACGAUCAUGAACAUUGUGCACCGUGGAGGCAAUAAUGGAUCGUUUAUUCACGAGAUUCCUGCAUAUUCUCAAUGGGUCAAUGGUGAUUCCUCAAUUGUGGUACCAAAAGGUUCAGAAGCUAUUCUAUAUGUUUUAGCAGACGAUUAUGGAAGAGAAGCAACAAUGGAAGGUUUUGAAUAUCCUUAUUUUGAAACAGUGGAUGAUGUGUCGCCGGAUUUCAGUCUCUUCUUAUAUAGUCGUAAACUUGAUGCUGGCGUCUAUCGUAUUGGCAUUGAUCAGGAAUUGGGUGGCCGAUAUAUUGCCAUCCUUAUAUCCGAAAUGAAUCGCCAUGCUAUUGGUUAUGUUGCUGCUAUCAAUCUCCACAGAAUUCCACCACCAAUAUUCUUAAAAUAUUCUACUACUGCUGAUUUGAUAACGACCGAAUCAGCAACAACGUCUCUGAUGGUUUCAACAAUGACCACAGUGACAACAACUCAAGGUGUAUCUCUCAGUGUACUUUCAAAUAACUUAUUUGCAAUUUGCAUAUGUUUCAUGGUAUACGGUGAAAGUGAACAAUGA
Cercopithifilaria johnstoni is the source of this 1458-nucleotide messenger RNA. NCBI's taxonomy places the organism in Eukaryota, Metazoa, Nematoda, Chromadorea, Rhabditida, Onchocercidae. The record is from the annotation of a GenBank genome assembly.